Erinaceus europaeus (western European hedgehog) is the source of this 1523-nucleotide messenger RNA. It is a transcript of the gene IRF3, whose product is annotated as interferon regulatory factor 3. Gene Ontology annotation, cellular component: nucleus. Lineage: Eukaryota; Metazoa; Chordata; Mammalia; Eulipotyphla; Erinaceidae. Bases 217 to 1452 code for a protein of 411 amino acids. The record is from RefSeq and is a predicted model, not a curated record. The transcript has 8 exons. Gene Ontology annotation, molecular function: protein binding; RNA polymerase II cis-regulatory region sequence-specific DNA binding; DNA-binding transcription factor activity, RNA polymerase II-specific. Gene Ontology annotation, biological process: regulation of transcription by RNA polymerase II; immune system process.
GCGCGCAAGGGACCGGCCCCCGGCCCCCGGGGGAACAAGCGUAUGAACCAAAUGACGGGAAAGUUGUUUUCCGGGGAGAAACCGACCGGAAAAGUAACCCCGGCGCUCGAGAACUCUGCUGACUGCAGGGGCGUGCGGUCCUGCCGUCGGGAGAGCCACCGGAGGGCAGACACGGGGCUGCGCCCCCCAAUACCCCGACCUCCUACGUAGGCCGCCAUGGGCUCGCAGAAGCCGCGGAUCCUGCCCUGGCUGGUGUCGGUGCUGGACGCGGGGCUGUUCGAGGGCGUGGCCUGGCUGGACGCCUCCCGCACCCGCUUCCGCAUCCCCUGGAAGCACGGCCUGCGGCAGGACGCCCAGCAGGAGGACUUCGGCAUCUUCCUGGCCUGGGCUAUGGUCAGUGGCGCCUACACUCCCGGCAAGGACAAGCCUGACCUGCCCACCUGUAAGAGGAAUUUCCGGGCUGCCCUCAACCGGAAGGAGGAGCUGCAGGUAGUGAAGGACCUGAGCAGGGACCCCCAGGACCCACACAAGAUCUACGAGUUUGUCAACUCAGGAGUCGAGUGCCCUGCUGAGGCCUUCCCUGUGCCGGAUUCCCAGGAAAGCAUCGUGGGCUUACUGGACGGCAUGAUGUUGGCGCCACCCGGGAACGACGGAGCCUCCAACGUGGCCGUGGCCGUGGCCGGUGCAGAGCCCCCCCAGAUCCUGCUGAGCCCCAACUCAGCCGCCUCGGUUCCCUGCCCCGUCUCGGGAAACCCCUUGAGUCGGCUGUUGGUGCCCAAAGACAGUGAGUGGGAGUUCGAGGUGACGGCCUUCUACAGGGGGCGCCAGGUCUUCCACCAGGCGGCCUUCUACCCCGGGGGCCUGCGGCUGGUGGCGGCCGAGGCGGCCGAGGACGCGCUGCCUGGGCAGCAGGUGGUGCUGCCGGACCCCGAGCUGUUCCUGACCGACAGGGGCGCGGUGGACUACGUGCGCAAGGUGCUGGGCAGCCUGGGCCCGGGGCUGCGCCUGUGGCGGGCGGGCCAGCAGCUCUGGGCCCAGAGGCUGGGCCACUGCGGCACCUUCUGGGCCCUGGGCGAGGAGCUUCUCCCCGACACGGGCCAGGGCCAGGAAGGCGAGGUCCCCAAGGAGCGGGAGAGAAGCGUGCUGGACCUGCAGCCCUACCUGCAAGAACUCAUCGAUUUCAUAAAUGGAAGCGGACGCUCGCCGCGUUAUACCCUCUGGUUCUGCAUAGGGGAGUCUUGGCCCCAGAACCGGCCGUGGACCAAGAGGCUCGUGAUGAUCAAGGUUGUCCCCACCUGCCUCAGGUGCCUGCUGGAGAUGGCGCGGAAUGGGGGGGCCUCCUCCCUGGAGAACACGGUGGACCUGCACAUCUCCAACAGCCUCCCCAUCUCCCUUUCCUCCGAAGAGUACAAGGCCUUUCUGCAGGACCUGAUGGAGGAGAUGGAGUUCUAGGCGGUCCCCUCUCCCUGGGGUGUGGGCCCCUUGCCCCCACACCUAAUAAAAACCAGUUCUUGCCACGGUCA